Meleagris gallopavo (turkey) is the source of this 2015-nucleotide messenger RNA. NCBI's taxonomy places the organism in Eukaryota, Metazoa, Chordata, Aves, Galliformes, Phasianidae. The record is from RefSeq and is a predicted model, not a curated record.
ACAAAGGACAGACAUACAGAACUACUCACUUGGAUGUUAACUCUUCCUGAGGUUCAUUUACAUGAGUUGGCUCAUCACGUUUAUGCAGGAGAAUUGCAAUUCCAAUCUGUGCAGCUGAGAGGAGCAGAGGAGGAGGAGAGCCAGAGAUGGAUGACUGCCUGGAGACACUGAAAGAUGAGGAGGAAGCUUUGUGGGAGAAUGUGGAGUGCAACCGGCACAUGCUGAGCCGGUACAUCAAUCCAGCCAAGCUGACCCCGUACCUGCGGCAGUGCAAAGUAAUCGAUGAGCAAGAUGAAGAUGAGGUGCUUAACUCGCUUAUGCUGCCCUCCAAAAUUAACCGAGCAGGGCGGCUGCUGGACAUUCUUCACACCAAGGGCCAGAGGGGCUAUGUGGUUUUCUUGGAGAGCUUGGAGUUUUACUACCCUGAGCUCUACAAACUGGUGACAGGAAAGGAGCCCACACGGAGGUUUUCCACUAUUGUUGUGGAGGAGGGACAUGAAGGCCUUACCCAUUUCCUGAUGAAUGAGAUCAUUAAGCUCCAGCAGCAAGUAAAGACGAAAGACAUGCAGCGCUGCGACCUCUUGGCUAAGUCUCGCCAGCUGGAAGACGAGCGAAAGCAACUAAAACUGAACAAGAUAGAGCUGAUGACCUUCCAGGAGAGAUACAACAAGAUGAAGGAGGAAAGGAACAACUACAAUGAUGAGCUGGUCAAGGUGAAGGAUGAGAACUACAAUCUGGCCAUGAGAUAUGCCCAACUGAGUGACGAGAAGAGCAUGGCUGUGAUGAGGAGCCGAGACCUGCAGCUCGAGAUUGACCAGCUGAAGCACCGCCUGAACAAGGUGGAAGAGGAAUGCAAGCUGGAGAGGAACCAGUCACUGAAACUGAAAAAUGAUAUUGAAAACCGACCCAAAAAGGAACAGAUGCUGGAGCUGGAGCGGGAAAACGAGAUGAUGAAAACUAAAAUCCAGGAGUUACAGUCUAUCAUUCAGGCUGACAAGCGGAGUUUACCAGAUUCAGACAAAGCCAUUUUGGAUAUCCUGGAGCACGAUCGUAAGGAGGCACUGGAAGAUCGUCAUGAGUUGGUCAACAAGAUCUUUAAUCUCCAAGAGGAGAUUCGUCAUGUGGAGGACUUGAGAGACAAGUAUCUUGAAGAGAAAGAAGAUUUGGAGUUGAAGUGUUCAACACUAGGAAAAGACUGUGAGAUGUAUAAGCACCGUAUGAACACUGUGAUGAUACAGCUAGAAGAGGUGGAGAAGGAGCGAGACCAGGCGUUCCGCUCACGUGAUGAGGCUCAGACACAAUAUUCACAUUGUCUGAUUGAAAAAGAUAAGUACAGGAAGCAGAUUCGGGAGCUGGAGGAGAGAAAUGAUGAACUCCGAAUUGAAAUGGUUCGGAAAGAAGCCUGCAUUGUUAACUUAGAGUGCAAACUCCGAAGGCUCUCUAAGGACAAUAAUUGUCAUGACCAGAGUUUGCCACGCAAUCUGCCCAUCACUAUUAUCUCCCAGACCUUUGGCACUUCGAGCCCAAAAGCCAAUGGUCAGGAAGCAGAUGACUCCUCCACAUCAGAAGACUCACCAGAAGACAACAAAUUCUUCUUGCCUGAUCAAGCUCGACUCAAGAGAAGAGUGAACCUAAAGGGAAUCCAGAUAAAUCCAAGAGCCAAAUCCCCUGUCAGCAUGAACAGAACAUCAGAGUUUCAAGCAGUCAGAGCGCAGGACGAAGAUGGGGCUGAUGCCAGCAAUGGCCGCACAGACAAUAGUUCCUCUAAUUCUGUUUCCAUCAGUAACUCCAUCAGCAGCUGUGAAGUCAGCAAAAUUCAAACCCUGAGAAAUCGCAAUGACAGCAUCAUGUCUACCACUCCUGAGCCUCCAGGAAACGACUCGAUCGUCAGACGCUGCAAAGAGGAUGCUCCUCCCUGCAGCUUGGUUGAAGAGGACAAUGACAGCUUUGGAUUUGAUGCUUUGGAACUAGAUGGUAAGCAAAUGUAAUAGUUUAACUGUGAGAUGUGAUGAGCU